Molecule: messenger RNA, 873 nt
Organism: Neohortaea acidophila
Lineage: Eukaryota; Fungi; Ascomycota; Dothideomycetes; Mycosphaerellales; Teratosphaeriaceae
Product: P-loop containing nucleoside triphosphate hydrolase protein
Exons: 2
Coding region: 1-873 (290 amino acids)
Source: RefSeq, a predicted model, not a curated record
AUGGCCUUCCAACCCUACACCCCCAAGCCCGCCACGGACAUCUUCACCACCUACGAAACCGACAUCAACCGCCGCGAAUGCCGCCGCGUCGUCCCCAUGCGCGUGCUCGCCCUCGGCCUCGGCCGCACCGGCACCGCCUCCCUGCGCGACGCCCUGCAAGAGCUCGGCUUCAAAGACUGCUACCACAUGAUGUCCGCGUCGGUCGAGAACCCGCCGGACUGCCUGAUGUGGUCCGACGCCCUGGCGGCCAAGUACGAUGGCGUGGGCACUUUUGGCCGUGAGCAGUGGGACCAGCUGUUUGGGCAUUGCCAGGCCAUUUGCGAUUGGCCUUGCGUCGCUUUUGCCAAGGAGUUGAUUGAGGCGUACCCGGAGGCCAAAAUCAUUUUGACGACGCGCGAGGUGGACAGCUGGCAUGCGAGCACGAUGAAGACGGUGCAUUGGCGUGCCACCGAGCCGGAGUUGAAGCUGGCGGCCAAGGUGGAUUGGGCGGCGAGCAUGUACCAGCCGAUGAUUUCCAAAUUCUGGCAAAACUUCUGGGAAGGCGACUUUGAAAAGAACGGCAAGCGCCGCUUCAAAGAAUACUACGCCGAGGUGCGCUCGCUCGUGCCCGCGGAGAACCUGCUCGAGUACAAGAUGGGCGAAGGGUGGAAGCCGCUGUGCGACUUCCUCGAAGUCCCCGUGCCCUCGAAGAAGUUCCCGCGCACCAACGACACCGACGGCUUCGUGGGCCGCUGCCGGAAGAGGAACCGUAUGCAGAUGCUGAAUGGCUUGUUCCGCUACACCGUCUACGGCGGCUCGCUUGCGGCGGUGGUGUUGGGCACGACGUUUACCGUGCGGAGACUUUUGUCGAGCAACAACCGUUCGCUGUGGUAG